This is a messenger RNA of Cavia porcellus (domestic guinea pig), 4498 nucleotides long. RefSeq names its product pleckstrin homology domain containing A2 (gene Plekha2). NCBI's taxonomy places the organism in Eukaryota, Metazoa, Chordata, Mammalia, Rodentia, Caviidae. The transcript has 12 exons. The coding region runs from base 179 to 1456 and encodes 425 amino acids. The record is from RefSeq and is a predicted model, not a curated record.
CGGAAAAAAGAGCCCGAGGACAGGAGCGAGGGAGGGGGCAAGGUGCGGGGGGCGGCACGGCCCGAGGACGCCAGGCGGCCUAGAGGUCCCCACGCGCGACGCAGCCCGUCCGAUGUGACGAGCCCCGCCCGCCGAGCGCCGGCCCUACACGCGGGGGUGAUGUGAGCAGAGCCCAGGAAUGCCUUAUGUGGAUCGGCAGAACCGAAUCUGUGGGUUUCUGGACAUCGAGGAGAAUGAGCACAGUGGCAAGUUUCUGCGGAGAUACUUUAUUCUGGACACCCAGGCCAACUGCCUGCUCUGGUACAUGGACAACCCCCAGAACCUGGCAGUGGGGGCCGGAGCUGUUGGAUCUUUGCAGCUGACCUACAUCUCAAAGGUGAGCGUCGCUACUCCAAAGCAGAAACCAAAAACUCCAUUUUGCUUUGUUAUCAAUGCCCUGUCACAGAGGUAUUUUCUUCAAGCCAAUGACCAGAAGGACCUGAAGGACUGGGUUGAAGCCCUGAACCAUGCCAGCAAGAUCACUGUACCCAAAGCUGGGGGCCUGCCCCUGACUACUGAAGUUCUUAAGAGCAUAACAGCCACCCCAGCCCUGGAGAAGAAGCCACAGGUGGCCUACAAGACAGAGAUCAUCGGAGGGGUGGUGGUGCACACACCCAUCAGUCAGAAUGGUGGCGAUGGGCUGGAAGGGAGUGAGCCAGGGUCCCACGCCAUCCUGCGGAGGUCUCAGAGUUACAUCCCCACGUCAGGCUGCCGUGCUUCCACUGGGCCCCCCCUCAUCAAGAGUGGCUACUGCGUGAAGCAAGGGAAUGUGCGCAAGAGCUGGAAACGUCGCUUCUUUGCACUCGAUGACUUUACCAUCUGCUACUUCAAGUGUGAGCAGGACCGAGAACCACUGCGCACCAUAUUUCUCAAGGAUGUUCUCAAGACCCAUGAGUGUCUGGUCAAGUCUGGUGAUCUCUUAAUGAGGGACAACCUGUUUGAAAUAAUAACCAGCUCCAGGACCUUCUACGUGCAGGCGGACAGUCCAGAGGACAUGCACAGCUGGAUUAAGGAGAUUGGGGCAGCUGUCCAGGCCCUCAAGUGCCACUCCAGAGAAGUAUCUUUUUCUAGAUCCAUUUCUUUGACUCGACCUGGAAGCUCCAGCCUCCCAGGUGGGCCUAACUCUGUCUUGUGCCGAGGACGGCCACCUGUGGAAGACAAAAAAGCCCUCUGCAAAGCCCCCUCGACAGCCUGCUCCUGGCAACCUUGGACACCUGUCCCCCAGACCGGGGAAAAGCUGCUGCCUGCAGAGGAGACUACAGAGGACUCUCUGUUCCUGCCUCGACUUGCGGAAAGCAGCGUCACUGGGGUGGUGCCAAGCUCCCGGAUGAGGCACAGAUCAGAGCCCCAGCACCCCAAGGAGAAGCCAUUUUUGUUCGACCUUGACGAUGAAAGCAUACGGACCUCUGAUGUGUGACAUUUUGUGACGAGGCACAGUGCAUGGCAGGGGAGGGACAGCGGAGGCAGGGCUGGACAGAAAGAGGCCAGGACUCGGGUUCUCUGCCUUGCUGCAGGUUAGAGGCCUUGGUGGUGCUUGUUGUCCUGUGGGUAUCCUAUGGGAGGGUCCAUGCAGCUGGCUUCUUUGAUAUUAUCAAUGCAGUGUAUUUAAUUUAGGAAAAUCAUUAGGUUAGAUCUGUAGGGCAUACUCAGUGGAUACUGUGCUGCCUCUUGUCAAAUUCCAAGGUCUUUCUGGUGGGGUCAAUUUAACAUCUCCUUUCUGGAAGCAGUAUGGAGUCCAGUUAUUUCCCUAGCCAAGUUCUAUUUCUUUGUCUUUGUUCUAGUUUCUUCCUUUUAUUUCAAUCCAGGCACGGGAUUUUAGGCCAGUCACUUGGUUUUAUACUAUUUCUAUUAAUUGGCUGAAGUUUGUGAAGCAGGAGGGUGGCAGCUGACCCCACUGAAAGGAGCUGGGGUAGAGUAGACCCAGGCUCUAGCUGGACUGGGGUCCACCCCAAGAGGCAGUUCAAAUCCUGAGGGUCUGGAGGGCAGAUCCCUCAGGAGACUCCCAGGAAAGAGGUGGGGUCUGUGUGAGGUAUGGGGAAUAAUCCAAUGCCAGUGGAUUAGCCGGUUUUAGAAAUUACUCUGUUCUCCUUUUGAUGGUCUGUAACCCCCCAGUGCUGCAGACAUAGGUGGCACCAGUCAGUAGAUGUGUCCUACCCAAAGGGUGGGCUUACCAGUGUUAAGUGCCAGGGCUUUUGAGAACAGAACAGACGUCUCCCUCAAUAUGGUGUUGUGUGAAAUGUGUGGAGGAAAUCUGGUGAAUGUGUGAAAAUUCACGUGUAAUAGCUUGAUCUCUAUCUCAGUUUUAGAAUAACUUACAGGAAGAUGUUGAGAAGAGAUGGGUGAUGGUUUGUCCUGCUAAGCUUUUUAAAUCCAUGUUUUCCAGUCAAGAAAAAAGUUCUGGUCUUUUAAAUGAACCACCUGUCUGAUAUUAAGUGCUGUGUAUCAUCUAUACCCUGCAGCUUCACCUGCUUUUUGUCCUUUUGUUGUUCGUUGGUUGCAGCUAUACGUGCUUGCAUGGUAAAAUCUUGUACUUAACAGUGGGGAGAUACAAAGCUAAUCUUGUGAUGUUUAUAUUCUUUAGGGGAAUAGAGAAUGGGUAUAAACACAUUGAUUUUAAAGGUUCUGACUGGCUGUUGAGAGGUUUCCCAGCAGAAGAGCAUCGGAGAUUGAGUUUUCUACCUGUACUCUAGGGUGUGUCUUUUCUUUGGCACAAGGCACAGUUCCCAGGGCCCAUAGGAGCACCUGUCUACCCAGCUUCUGCAGUGACUUGCUAUCAGAAUCUUACGAGGGUUUCCUGCAGUGAUAGAGAAUUUAGCUAAUUACUAGCUGUCAUUUUUACUUCAUAGAUCAAUUAACUAUAUUUUAAAUUAAAAAUUAGCAACCGGAGGAAGAGACUAAGAGAAACAUUUGUACCUUAGUAAAUCCUGCUCCUUGUGUCCACGUCUGAUAAAGAGGUGAACUCUCAAUGAAGGGCUUAUUAGUGUUUUCAGGAAAGCAUGUUUCUUCUGGGCCCUGUGUCCCCUUGAAGCCUGGGUCACUUGGGCUUUUAGUGCCUUCACGUAGAUUAAGUUUGGUCUAUGGUUCUGGUCUAAAAAUGAUCUUUCUUUCUUUCUUUCUUUCGUUCGUUCGUUCGUUCGUUCGUACCAGGAUUCAAACUCACAACCUCACGCUUACUGGGCAGGCGUGGUGCCACUGAGCUGUAUCCUGGCCCCUCUGCCCGUGUUUCCUAACCUUCUGACCAAUUUUAAACCACUGUCUUUUAGUGUGAGCCAAAGAUGCUGCACAGAUAACUGAAACAUUUGCUUUUAAUUGUUUGAAAUGGAACCAAAUGGAAAAAAAUAAGAAAAUAAGAUGGGAAUACAGGAUAGGUAAGUGGUUAAAUGCAUAGGUUCUAGAAUAAAUCUGAAUUUAAUAAAACAAACUUUCAUUCUUUGUGGAAUGAAAGCCUGUGUCUGAGUUGCCCUUUCCCUUAUUGCUGCUGAGUGAUCACAAGCCCUGGUCCAACAGUAUUCCAGGUGGGCUUCUCCUCCGGGAACUGCUUACCAUCUAUCUGUUCUUGAAAACUGGUAACUUGCUUCUCAAGGUCGAGUGAUGGUUGGAGAAAAUAGUUUGCCUUUGCUUUCUGUGAGACAUGGAGGAUAAGGAGGUACUUACCUUGGACAGUGGCCUCUGGUCACAAUAGCAGAAUUAUACCUCUGUGUGUGACAGGAAUGCUGAGCUCCUGUGAGAAAAAGGUCCAGCUUCUUGGUUUACUGGGAGCAAAAUAAUGUUUUCCUUUCUGAAUAUAAAUGUUCCUUUUUUUUUUUUUUUUUUUUGUCUUUUUGAGACAGGGUCUUGCUAUGCAGUUCAGGCUGGCUCACUUUGUAGCCCAGGCUUGUCUCGAACUUACAACGAUUCUCCUGCCUCAGCCUCCCGAGUGCUGGGAUUAUAGGCAUGAGCCACCAUGCCCGGCUUAUAAAUGUUCUUGACAUGGACCGAAAUGACCUGAUGUGUAAUAGCAGAGUCAGUAGUUGAGCAGUGGAAUUUGAUAGGUUUGUUUUCAGUGUCAACCCGAUAAACAGGCAUAUGGCAGCGUCAACUGCGUUUUGAAAAUCAAGUUUCCCAUAUUAGCUUUGUUUGUUAACUUUGAACAUGUCGGAAAUGGGCAGGUUUAUGACUUAUUUUCUACCAGCAUCUUUUUUUCUCCUUAGACCUGUUUGCUGUCUUUGCUCUGGCCUGUCACUCAUGCUAGGUAGAGUCUGAAUAAAGCGAAUGUUCAGCCAAAACGUGCAGUUUGAGCCCUUUCCAGUCGCUUGCAAUGGUUUGAACCAGGAGGUUUCAGCUGCUUUCAGUCCCGAGCUGAGUGCAUGGAAACUUACGCUUCUCAUUUUCUGUGAUCUGCUAAUUGGUGUGUAGCAGAAAUAAUUUUCUAAAACUGUUUUGUGGCUUGUUUUGUAAUAAAACCAGUACUGAAAUGUGA